GCGGCCACCGCCUUCGCGUAACCUCCACCCUCCACUACCCCAGGUCCCCUGCUCCACUAAAAAGUCCCAUAUCCAAACGUGAUAACGAUUUUUUCUGCCGGAGGUUGAUCAGCCAGAGAUUUUACGGUACCCGCCACCCUCUGCUCCCCCAUUUAAACAGCAGCCUUCCCACCGAAAUUUCUUUUCUUCGGACGCAUCCUUUCUCUCAUUCAUCAUCUUCAUCCUUCAUCACUUCAUCACAUUACUUCACAUCAACCGCUAUCAUGGGCAAGAAGGAUUCCGUCAAGGCCACCAAGGCCACCAAGGUCACCAAGGCCGAGCCCGUCAAGGCUGCUAAGCCCGUCAAGGCCACCAAGGCUGAGAAGCCCUCCAAGAAGUCCAAGAAGGAGGAGUCCUCUUCCGAGGAGGAGUCCGAGUCUGAGUCUUCCGAGGAGGAGUCCAGCGACGAGGAGUCUUCCGAUGAGGAGAUGACCGACGCUCCUGCCGCCAAGAAGGAGACCAAGAAGGCUGAGUCUUCCGACUCUGACUCUGACGACUCCGAGUCCGAGGAGGAGAAGCCCGCCGUCAAGGAGGAGAAGAAGGAGAGCUCCGACGAUGAGGAGGAGAGCGACUCUGACGACUCCGAUUCCGACUCUGACUCUUCCGAGUCUGAGGAGAAGUCCGAGGCCGAGGAGCCUUCCAAGAAGCGCAAGGCUGAGGAGUCCUCCGAGGAGGAGGAGGCUCCCAAGAAGGCCAAGACCGAGGAGGUUGCCGACGACAAGAGCACCCUCUGGGUUGGUAACCUCGGCUGGGGUAUCGAUGAUGCCAUCCUUUUGGCUGAGUUCGAGGACUGCGAGGGUGCCAAGAGCGCUCGCGUCGUCACUGACCGUGAGUCCGGCCGCUCGCGCGGUUUCGGCUACGUCGACUUUGCCACCAACGAGCAGGCGCAGAAGGCUUAUGAUGCCAAGAGCGGUGCUCUUCUUGAGGGCCGUGAGAUGCGUCUCGACUUCGCUGGCAAGGAUGCCGGCAACAAGCCCCAGGACAAGGCCGCCAACCGCGCUGCCAAGCACGGCGACACCAUCAGCCCCGAGUCCGAUACCCUCUUCGUCGGCAACAUGCCCUUCUCCGCUGACGAGUCUGCCGUCUCCGACUUCUUCAACUCGGUUGCCUCCGUUGCCAGCCUCCGUAUCCCUACCGACCAGGAGUCCGGCCGUCCCAAGGGCUUCGCCUAUGUUACCUUCAACUCCGUUGAGGAUGCCAAGAACGCUUUCGAUCAGCUGAACGGCUCCGACCUCCAGGGUCGUCCCGUCCGUCUUGACUACGCCAAGCCCCGUGACAACAACGGUGGCGGUGGUGGUGGCUUCGGUGGCGGCCGCGGUGGUGGCCGUGGCGGUGGCCGUGGUGGUUUCGGUGGCCGUGGCGGUGGUCGCGGUGGCCGCGGUGACUUCGGUGGCCGUGGUGGUGGCCGCGGUGGCGGACGUGGUGGUUUCGGUGGUAGCCGUGGUGGCUUCCAGGGCAAGAAGACCACCUUUUAA
Neurospora tetraspora is the source of this 1514-nucleotide messenger RNA. RefSeq lists its product as uncharacterized. NCBI's taxonomy places the organism in Eukaryota, Fungi, Ascomycota, Sordariomycetes, Sordariales, Sordariaceae. Bases 264 to 1514 code for a protein of 416 amino acids. Gene Ontology annotation, molecular function: mRNA binding. The transcript is spliced from 3 exons. The record is from RefSeq and is a predicted model, not a curated record.